GUUUUCGAGGUCCUUUGAUUUGACAUCAGGCUUCAUGAUGCGAGGUGGAGGCAGCGAGAGGCUGCAGGAGCUUCUGGUAUCGGUGUUGUUGGCAGGCAGAUGAGUCACUUGCGCAAUAUUGGACGCAGUCUGUCAAAUCAUCAAUCUGAGCCAGAGAGAUAUCGUGGAAAGCUCGACCGAACUGGCGCUUGCUAGCAGACUGGCACGACAGCCAGGUGAAUCAUGAUCGAGCGGUGCUAGAGGUCUUGAUUUCCGUCUGCUGUAAGUCAGCUUCGGAAGUUUUUAGAAAUGAUAAAAGGCCACCGACUACGCUGCAAAGCCUCAGCUUCAUCGUACAUCCUUUCAUCGAGCUUGUACACUCAGAGAACUUACAUUCGACGAGAAUGGCUACCACCACAGCUUCCUCCUUCAUUAGCUCUGUGAUCCUGCAGCCCCUCAUCGUGGCGAUCAGCAGCGCUGUGUACUCAUCCCUCCUAUCCUACGAGAUGGUUGGAAACCUUGACUGGAGGCCGAUCGUCAUAUGCGCGACAUCUGAUGUCCUUGUCAUCGCGGCUGACCACCUGAAGGAUCAAGAAAUUGUCACCGGUACUCGAGGCGCGGCUGUCAUAAAGCGCUUUACCCCCCUUGCGCGUAUCUUUUUGGCGUUGAAUGCGUCGCUGCUCGUGGCAGCUUUAAGUCUCAGUCCGCCGAAAGCAACGCUCUUCACCGCAAUUUUCACUUCCCCAGCUUUUCUGUGGACGACCCCGCUUGAUCUUUCGCGGAUCGGCACAAUGCUGAAGAGACUCAUAGGGACAGAUUAUAGUCAAGAAGUAGACAAAGCUCACAAACCGUUCAUCAUCAAACGGGUUCCUGGCAUGAAGGCUUUUUUCAGCGGUACCAUUCGAAGCUGUGGGGUGUUCUUAGUCGUCCACUCGGCGCUGCAGUCCUCGUUGACAUCGACCCAUAACGCACUUCCAUGGACGAUCGCCGAGACUCUCAUUUGGUCGAUGGUCAAUCGCACCGGUCAUUGUAUUAUGUCGGACGUGCGCGACUACGACGAGGACAAGGAGGCCGGAGUCCCGACCAUACCGGUCCUCCUAGAUUCUCUCCUCAAGACUCGGAUGAUCUUGACCGUCGUUCACGCAGCCAUUUUGACGGCCUUCCGCCACAAUCCGUUUAUUGUGGCAAGUUCCUGCUUCGCAAUUGCUCUUGUUUGGAUUCUAGGGAAAGAUACUCCGAAACCUUACUUCCGUCUUAGUCUUCACUCACAGUCGAUCUUCAUUGUUACGUACGCUGUUUUGCUCGCUUUUGGUUUGGUUUAGACCACUAUUGCACAUCUUAGGGGCUAUCGAAAGGUUCUCAGGGUGGAUCUUCGGUGUCGGUUUUUUUUAAAGUCUGUUUUGUUUGCUGCUGUACGUCAUGCAUGUGGAUCUUUGGUGUCGGUUCG
Suillus plorans is the source of this 1426-nucleotide messenger RNA. RefSeq lists its product as uncharacterized. The coding region runs from base 384 to 1301 and encodes 305 amino acids. The transcript has 5 exons. The record is from RefSeq and is a predicted model, not a curated record. Lineage: Eukaryota; Fungi; Basidiomycota; Agaricomycetes; Boletales; Suillaceae.